Messenger RNA from Colletotrichum godetiae, 990 nucleotides. RefSeq names its product Alpha/Beta hydrolase protein. The record is from RefSeq and is a predicted model, not a curated record. Lineage: Eukaryota; Fungi; Ascomycota; Sordariomycetes; Glomerellales; Glomerellaceae. Gene Ontology annotation, molecular function: lipase activity. Bases 1 to 990 code for a protein of 329 amino acids. The transcript has a single exon.
AUGGAUCUCCUGCCGCAUCCAGAUGACAUGUCUCGUUUCUCAGACUUUACCAUCUUGACGACAACUUACAAGACAGUGUCAGACCACUCCAUAACCACCGAUGUCCUCAUUCCGAAGAAGAUGAUAGAGGCCUCGGCCGCGGCGACCUCACCAUGCCCCAUUAUACUACGCUACCAUGGCGGCGGCUUCAUCGGCGGCGCGAGUCUCUACCCCGGAUUCUUCGGGCCCUGGCAUCUGGAGCUCGCGGCCCGCCACUCGGCUGUGAUUGUGAGCCCGAACUAUCGCCUCGCGCCAGAGUCCACUAUCGAUGAUCUACUUGAAGAUACCGAGGAUCACUGGACCUGGGUUCAUAAGGAGCUAGCCUCAUUUAUCAAGGAGGAGACUUGCGGCCAGGUUGACGUCGACACGGAUCGGAUCCUCACGGCUGGUGACAGUGCGGGAGGCUACUUGAGCAUCAUGACGGGUUUGUCUCACGCCAAGGAUAUCCGGGCCGUGACAGCCGCCUACCCUUGCGUCGACCUAGCCGACGCACACUUCAUGGAGAGGCCGAAGGCUCCGGUAUUCGGACUAACCCUGCCGCAGAGCAUCGUCGACGAUCAUUUUGAAAAGAUUCGCAGCGGUGAGGCGCCUGCACUCAUCUCCAACGACCGGAAUCUCGAGAGGGGUAUCCUCAUGUUCGCCAAUCUGCAACACGGCGGGUUCCCCAAGAUGUUCCCGCUCGAGAAGAAUCACCUUUUUCCGUUUGAGAGGUUAAGGGCUGGGCAGAGGUUCCCGCGCGGUGGUGUGUUUGUGUGGCAUGGUGCUGAUGAUAGUGUUGUGCCGGCAAAAGGGAACGUCGCGUUGAAAGAGUUGGUUGGGGAGGUUGAUCCUGAGUUGGAGUUCAGUUUGGCAGUCCGGCCUGGUGAGCAUGGUUUUGAUGCCAUGACGAAAAUUAAUGAAGAAUGGAUGGCGGGUGGGCUAAAGAACUUGGUGAAAGCAUGGCUACAGUAA